Messenger RNA from Astrephomene gubernaculifera, 1234 nucleotides. The record is from the annotation of a GenBank genome assembly. Lineage: Eukaryota; Viridiplantae; Chlorophyta; Chlorophyceae; Chlamydomonadales; Astrephomenaceae.
CUCCAACACUGUACCGUCGUUCCGGGAAAGCUCGUACACAAGGCUUCAACCUAUUGUACCCAACGACGCAGCGAGUCCCUUUCAGCGACUUUCAGCAAGUCAUAGUACACACAAUUCCUUUAGUAUGAAUUCCUAAGUCUUAGGGAUAUCGAACAACAGGAAAGGAUGGGCGAAAUCGUUCCCAUCGGCAAGCAGGGAACUGAUAACAGCCAGGCGCUGACCCUCCUAGGAGCGGCACCCCUGACCCAGGAGCAGUAUGAGGAGCGCAUUAAAAGCGCCCAAGAGUUGGAGGCCAAGCUGAAAUACAUUCAGGAGACGGUGCCAACAAAGGUGUACAAUGUGUCAAGUAGCAGUGCGGGCGCAGGCAGCGGUGAUUUUCACCAAUACCGAAUAGUACGGCGUGCAGAGCAGGACCGAGUACGAAAGAUAGAGGCCGAUUGGGAGAAGAAGCAGCAGGAAGACGAGUUCAAGCGCAAGAUGGAGGAGUUGAAGAAGCAAGCGGAGGACCGGACCGCCAAGAAGCGGCUCAAGCGGCAAAAGAAGAAGCAAAAGCAGAAGCAGCAGAAGAAGGGGCCUCAGGCGGGGCCGGGCGCUGGGGCGGAGGGCGGCGCGGGGGGGCCGGAGGGCUCUAGCAGCGGCAGCGAGGGGGAGGACGAGGGGCAGCCUGCGCUGGACUGAUGGAGGCGGCUGCCUGUCGCAUAGGGGCGUUGUAGGAGUUGGAUCAUCUAGCGGAAUGGCUGGCACAUGCGACAUGCGAACACAGUUGCACCGGGUGUGCUUCUAGUUGGAGGGAUGGGGUGGGGGCCCUGGCAUUCGUGAUGUGCUGUAUAGUACGGCACUACACGACAAGAGGCCAUCAACUGCUUCGUGCUGACAUGGUAUGACACCGACAUGUACGAUAUGAGGUCGCGUGGGACUAAUGGCUUCGGGCAUGCCGAAGUGUCAGAUAGUUGAUGUUUCGCGAACACCUUGGUUGUACCUCUCGGCCCCCUUUCAUGCUCCUGAUUUGAAGGACUCUCUGUUGCCUUAGUAAGAAGACCUGCGGCUUGAAGGCAAGCUUGCUCCGGUGUGGCAUGUGUGGCUUGAGCGUUAGGAAGGCUGGUAAGGGGCCUUUUGGGGCGUGCCAGCUUUGGCAAUUUGCGAGCAGAGCUUUGCUGUGGCAGUUGCAUGAGAACGCCUGUCCGCAAAAGUGCCUUGGGAGUGCCUUCCACUUCAACAAGAUGGAAAGAGCUGG